Molecule: messenger RNA, 492 nt
Organism: Hansenula ciferrii
Lineage: Eukaryota; Fungi; Ascomycota; Saccharomycetes; Phaffomycetales; Wickerhamomycetaceae
Exons: 1
Coding region: 1-492 (163 amino acids)
Biological process (GO): mitochondrial respiratory chain complex I assembly
Cellular component (GO): mitochondrial inner membrane
Source: RefSeq, a predicted model, not a curated record
AUGUUCACACUGAGAUCAAUACCUUCACUCUCCAGAACCUUCCACACUUUCAAACCUUUUCACAAACAAAAUGUAAUGGAAUCAUUAGAUGUUUUAUCUGGAGUAAAUCCACCAUUAAAUAAUAUUCAAUCAAUUUUACCUAAUGGAUUUAUAUUUUCCGAAGGUAUCUCUGUACAAGACAAAAGUUGUUUAUUAAUUGCAAAUAGAAUUUUAGAAUUUAAACCUGAUUAUAAAAUAAUCAAUGGAUUUAUCGUGGAAUUUACACCAAAUUCAUUAGGUUUCCUUAAAUUAAUUAAUCCAUUACCUGAUUUAUUUAUUAUUGGAUUAGGUUCUAAAAGUAGAUUAUUAAGUGAAACAAAUACUAGGUUUUUCAAUGAAUUAGGUAUUAAAUUAGAAAUAUCAGAUUCAAAAGCUGGUGUUAGAAAUUUUAAUUUAUUGGCAACUGAAAGACCAAAUCAAAUUGGUGGGAUUUUUUUACCACCAAAUGUUUAA